Molecule: messenger RNA, 1850 nt
Organism: Amphimedon queenslandica
Lineage: Eukaryota; Metazoa; Porifera; Demospongiae; Haplosclerida; Niphatidae
Exons: 7
Coding region: 1-1647 (548 amino acids)
Source: RefSeq, a predicted model, not a curated record
AUGGGUAGGAGUAUCAUUGUAGCAGAGAGGAAUCUUUUCUUGAUUCAAGGAGACAAACCUCAACUGAUAAAUUGGGAGAAAUAUGGUUUAAGGAUUGGAGUACAAAAGGAGAGCUUACUGUCCUCUGAGACUGUAGAAGCAGCAGUGGUUGCUCUUGUAGGAGGACAGUUCCAGUUUCCUCCUAAUACUGUCCUGGUCAGUGCUGUGUAUGCAGUAUCACUCUCAAAGCCUCUCCUCAAACGGCUCAUAUUAGAAAUACAGCACUGCCUUGAUUUAACAGGACAACCAGCUCUUAAUUGUCAUCUCAAGUUUGCCAUAGCUCCCGUGAGCACACCCAGUCUUCCUUACCAGUUCUCCAUAGUUGAGGGAGGAGAGUUUAAACCUGAUAGUUGGUAUGGAUCCAUUCAACGUAAAGAGUUCUGUUUGGUAGCUAUUGUUGGAGAGAAACAUCUACCCAAAUCAUCAACUAAUGGAGACGAGUCAGAGGAAGAGGAGGAGGAGGAGGAAGAGGAACAAGCAGAAGAGGAAACUGAGGAGGAAGGGGAAGAUGGUAAUAGUGAUUCAUCCAGUGAUUCUGAUAAGGCUGAAGAUCCACCAGGAGGUAGCAGUGGAGGACAAGGAGAGUCUACUAGUAAUGAGGGAGUAGAGGAAGAGGGGGAGACUGGAGGUCAGCCAUUACAUGAGGAAGGAAAUGAAGAGCAAGAUAAUGAAAGAGUAGAAGAGUCAAAGGAUCAUGAAGAACCACAGCAUAAAGAAGCAACUGCUCCAAUACAUUGCACUGAAAGUAAAGUAGUAGUUUCCACUGGUGUAGUUGAAAAUAUGACAUAUGCUGGACUCAUUUAUUAUGAGAAAAAAGAAGCUGAAGAUUUGGUGACAUUUACUGUUGCUAAAAGCCUUAAUGCACUGCUUGAGUUUAUUGAUAAAAGACACUCUCAAGCUGAAGUUGACCAAGAUAUUCUAUUUCGCUUCAAAGAUUAUGAUGGAUGUGUUGAAUUGAAGUUUGAUGCUCCACAAAAGAAACCUUACACUGGUUGGAGUAUUGAGCCUCACCUUCAGCCUUGCCGAUUUCUUCGUUGUGAUGUUGAUAAGUUUGGUGAUGCUAAUUAUCCUCUUCCUUCACGUUGCCUGAUAUCAGUAUAUGCAUCACCAAAUGCUGUACCAUCACUACAUUACUCUGUACCACUGGAUGGAGUGGCUGAUCCUGUUACAUUAUUCAUUCAUCGAUCACUGAGAACUGCUCCUCCUCCUCCUUCAACAGUACAAGAUACUAGCUCAAGCCCCUCUACUGCUAGUAUCAGCCAAACCAGGAGAGAGACUGAAAAAGGUACAUUUAGAUCUGAUAUUGCUCAUAGAGUAAUGACAGAAUGUACUUCAUUAAUAAAGAAUUGCGGAAUAGAUAUUCACUUCUUAGUUGACAAGUUGCUGGAAAACAAUAUUAUCAAUGCAAGAGAGAAGAGAGAAAUAACUGAUGGCUACACUAAACACACUGCUGGUGAAAGAAUGGAUGAAUUACUCCACAUCAUUUCAAGCUCCAUUAGUAUGGAAGGAGAAGUAUUUGGUAUAUUCUUAGAUAUACUUAGAGAGGAAGGUACUAGAAGAACCAUUGCAUUAGCUGAUAAACUAUUAGAAAAAUAUAAUAAUAUUUAGAUAAUGUUUAUUGUUGUUGUUGUUGUUUUGUUUGUAGCUGAUUUUAUCAAAGCAAUUGCUUUUAAAAAAUUAGAAAAUAAAAUAAAGAAAACUGUAAAAUAUUCUCAAGUAUUUCUACAUGUACAGCUGUCAUAGCAACAAUCAUUUUCCUCAGCAAGGCUACUGAUCUAGUUGUUAGAGUAAUUCUUCUAUAGAAAGUAGAA